Molecule: messenger RNA, 4520 nt
Organism: Manis javanica (Malayan pangolin)
Lineage: Eukaryota; Metazoa; Chordata; Mammalia; Pholidota; Manidae
Gene: USP38
Product: ubiquitin specific peptidase 38
Biological process (GO): protein deubiquitination; ubiquitin-dependent protein catabolic process
Cellular component (GO): nucleus; cytosol
Molecular function (GO): cysteine-type deubiquitinase activity
Source: RefSeq, a predicted model, not a curated record
AGGAGCGGGGAGGGAAGACGAGGCGGCGGGGCGGGCUUUCGGGAGGUGCCUAGGUCUUCGCUUCCUGUUUACCGGAAGUUCUAAAUCCGGGUCAAGGGUGUUCCGCUCUUCUCCGCAACUGAUCCAGCAGCCCCCGUGACAGCGGCUCCUGAGUCAGCCCAGGGUCUGUGUCACCUGACGCCCUGCUGGAGUCCCGACGCCCACACCCGCCCUGGGAAGCAGACGCCGUUCCUGAACCUGCUGCCUCGCAGCCCGGGCUCUGAGCGCCCGUCGCCGCCGCCGGGAUAGAGGCGCCUGCUGGCCCUUCCGCUCUGAUGCCGCGAGGGACCGCGGGCCUGAGGCGGUGGCGAAGUGCGGGCCUCUGGCUGCUUAGGCCCGCCGCGGGCCGAGCCGGUUCUUGCUCGCCCCGGGCUUGCCGGUUCCUGCCCGGGCUUGGAUGGGUCCCCCUGCCCAGUAAAUGUGGCUGCUGAGCCGGCGGCGGCGGUGGUCGGUCCCGCUGCUGCUGCGCUCCGAAUUCCCCGCCGCCGUGUGCCUCUCCUGCCUCACGCCGGGGCCGUCGCCGCCUGCUCUUCAUCCCCCGGCCGUGGCCUUGCAGCGGAGCGACAAUGGACAAGAUCCUGGAGGGCUUGGUGAGUUCAUCGCACCCGCUGCCCCUAAAGCGGGUGAUAGUGCGGAAGGUGGUGGAAUCGGCGGAGCAUUGGCUAGACCAGGCUCAAUGCGAGGCCAUGUUCGACCUGACGACCCGGCUGAUCCUGGAGGGCCAGGACCCCUUUCAGCGGCAGGUGGGGCACCAAGUGCUGGAGGCCUAUGCGCGGUACCACCGACCAGAGUUUGAGUCCUUCUUCAACAAGACGUUCGUAUUGGGCCUUCUUCAGCAGGGCUACCACUCGCUGGACAGGCAGGACGUAGCCAUCCUGGACUACAUUCAUAAUGGUCUGAAACUGAUCAUUAGCUGCCCGUCGGUGCUGGACCUCUUCAGCCUGCUGCAGGUGGAGGUGCUGCGGAUGGUGUGUGAGAGGCCGGAGCCGCAGCUGUGUGCCCGCCUGAGCGACCUCCUGACCGAUUUCGUGCAAUGUAUCCCCAAGGGGAAAUUGUCGAUCACCUUCUGUCAACAGCUGGUUCGAACAAUAAGCCAUUUCCACUGCUUGUCCACCCAGGAGAAGGAGCUGCGGGAAUAUGUCUCUCAGGUGACAAAAGUGAGUAACUUGCUACAGAAUAUCUGGAAGGCUGAGCCCUCCACGCUCCUGCCUUCCCUGCAAGAAGUAUUUGCAAGCAUUUCUUCCACAGGUGCAUCAUUUGAACCUUCUGUAGCAUUGGCAAGCCUUGUACAGCAUAUUCCUCUUCAGAUGAUUACAGUUCUCAUCCGGAGCCUUACUACGGAUCCAAAUGUAAAAGAUGCAAGUAUGACCCAAGCACUUUGCAGAAUGAUUGACUGGCUCUCUUGGCCUUUGGCUCAGCAUGUGGAUACGUGGGUGAUUGCACUCCUGAAAGGACUGGCAGCUGUCCAGAAGUUUACCAUUUUGAUAGAUGUUACUUUACUGAAAAUAGAACUGGUUUUUAAUCGACUUUGGUUUCCUCUUGUGAGACCCGGUGCUCUUGCAGUUCUUUCUCACAUGCUGCUUAGUUUUCAGCAUUCUCCAGAGGCAUUCCAUUUGAUUGUUCCUCAUGUAGUUAAUUUGGUUCACUCCUUCAAAAGUGAUGGUCUGCCUUCCAGUACAGCCUUUUUAGUACAAUUAACAGAAUUGGUACACUGUAUGAUGUAUCAUUAUUCUGGAUUUCCAGAUCUCUAUGAACCUAUUCUGGAAGCAAUAAAGGAUUUUCCUAAGCCCAGUGAAGAGAAGAUUAAAUUGAUUUUCAGUCAAAGUGCCUGGACUUCUCAAUCCAAUUCCUUGGCAUCUUGCUUGUCUAGACUUUCUGGAAAGUCUGAAACUGGGAAAACUGGUCUUAUUAAUCUAGGAAAUACAUGUUAUAUGAACAGUGUUAUACAAGCAUUGUUUAUGGCCACAGAUUUCAGGAGACAAGUAUUAUCUUUAAAUCUAAAUGGUUGCAAUUCAUUAAUGAAAAAAUUACAGCAUCUUUUUGCCUUUUUGGCUCAUACACAGAGAGAAGCAUAUGCACCUCGAAUAUUCUUUGAGGCUUCCAGACCUCCAUGGUUUACCCCCAGAUCACAGCAAGACUGUUCUGAAUACCUCAGGUUUCUACUAGACAGGCUUCAUGAAGAAGAAAAGAUCUUCAACGUUCAUUCCUCACACAAGUCUGAAAGUCUGGGGUGCAGUGAAACUUCUUUACAGAAAGUAGCCAGUAAGGCGCCUGUAUUGGCAGAGACCCCUUGCACAAGUGGUCGUGAGAAGACUUUAAUAGAAAAAAUGUUUGGAGGAAAACUACGAACUCACAUAUGUUGUUUGAACUGCAGGAGUACCUCACAAAAAGUGGAAGCCUUUACCGAUCUUUCGCUUGCCUUUUGUCCUUCCUCUUCUUUGGAAAACUUGUCUUUUCAAGAUCCAGCAUCAUCAGUCAAUACACAGGAUGGCAACCUAAUGUGCACUAGUCUUGUGGGUCCUUUGGAAGAGCCAGGAGUUCAUGACCCAGCAGCAGCCACCUUUUCCUGUGGCUCGGCCGUGAGAGGGAGCAUGGUGAGCAGUCCUGAUGCUUUCUGCUGUGCUGAAGACACUUUGGUCCCUAAUGAAUCUAGCAAGAUUCUUGUUAAUAAAAAUGUACCUCAGAAACCAGGAGGUGAAACUACACCUUCAGUAACGGACUUACUAAAUUAUUUUUUGGCUCCAGAGAUUCUCACUGAUGACAACCAAUAUUAUUGUGAAAACUGUGCCUCUCUGCAGAAUGCUGAGAAAACUAUGCAAAUCACAGAGGAACCUGAAUACCUUAUUCUUACUCUCCUAAGAUUUUCAUAUGAUCAGAAGUAUCAUGUGAGAAGAAAAAUUUUAGACAAUGUGUCACUGCCACUGGUUUUGGAGUUGCCAGUUAAAAGAACUACUUCUUUCUCUUCACUAUCAGAAAGUUGGUCUAUAGAUGUUGACUUCACUGAUACUAGUGAGAACCUAGCUAAAAAAUUAAAGCCUUCUGGAACUGAGGAAGCUUGCUGCCCAAAACUGGUUCCCUAUCUGUUAAGUUCCGUUGUUGUUCACUCUGGUAUAUCUUCUGAAAGUGGGCAUUACUAUUCUUAUGCCAGAAACAUCGCAGGCACAGAGUCCUCAUGCCAGAUAUGCCACCAGUCUGAAACUUUGGCAUUAGCAUCAUCCCAGAGUCAUUUACUAGGGAGAAAUAGUCCCAGUGCAGUUAUUGAACAGAAUUUAGAAAAUAAGGAAAUGUCCAAAGAAUGGUUUUUAUUUAAUGACAGCAGAGUGACGUUUACUUCAUUUCAGUCAGUCCAGAAAAUUACGAGUAGGUUUCCAAAGGACACAGCUUAUGUCCUUUUGUAUAAAAAACAUAACAGCACCAAUGGUUUAAAUGGUAAUAAUUCAACCAGUGGACUCUGGGUAAAUGGAGACCCACCUCUGCAGAAAGAACUUAUGGAUGCUAUAACAAAAGACAAUAAACUGUAUUUACAGGAGCAAGAGUUGAAUGCUCGAACCCGGGCCCUACAAGCUGCAUCUGCCUCCUGUUCAUUUCGGCCCCAUGGAUCUGAUGACAGUGACCCACCAGGAAGCUGUGGACCAGCUGGUGGGGGGGGUGGAGGGGGGUUCAACACGGUUGGUAGGCUUGUGUUUUGAUCCUGAGUACAGACUGCAGUGCUCACAAAACAUCCAAUAGUAUGACUGUUAAAAUCUCAAGACUGUAGGAAAUAUCUUUUUUCUUUUCGUUAGACCCUUAUAAUUUUAGAAAACACUCAGUGCUUGUUUUUAUUUUCUUGACAAUACAUUUAUUGACAAAAUACAUCAUGGGGAAAAAAUCUACCUCUUAAAAUUCCAUUUGCUUAUAAGGUUAGACAUGCUUGACCAUAAAUUUUUGAAAGAAAAUAGGUACCUAUUCCCUAAUUAAGCUGCAUUAAAUUUAGUAAAGGCACUUAAAAGGUCCUAUCAGUUUUUGCUGAACAAAAAAUAUAGUUCUAAUAUAGUAUAUUAGCAUCUUUUAUAAAAUAAUUGAUGCUAUGGGUGACGGAAAUAUUAUUUAGAAAGAAAGAAAAUCCUUUAUUUCCCAUGUAGUUAACCCAUUAUUAAAUUCAAAUCUCUGAAAAGACUAGAGAUAAUACAGUUUCUAAUGAAGGCAAUAAUGGAAAAUUUAUCAAGCUAUAUAGUAUUUUUCAGAUUUCUUUAGUGCUGUCUUCAGCAUUACUGUAUCUGCGUUUCAAAUACAAAUGUUUUUUAAAAAGGACCGUUUAUACAUAUGUGCUGAAUUGAUUUUAAGAAAGGUGCAUGCUACUGUAAGAGUAACAUUUUACCUAUAAAUUGCUAACUUUGUAGUAUUUCUAAUUGUUUAUGGAUUUUAAAAUUCUAUUUCAGGGAGUAUAUCUUCUGUGUUUUGAAGGAGGUGAGUUCUGUAUGUGCCUUGAAGUACUAUAAUUC